GAGAUCUACGCGUCCAGUCUCCAGACGCUCCAUCUGGGCCACGCCCUCUGGUACCCCGAGCCGCACGAGUCGGGCGAGCCGCAGAUCGGCGAUGUGGGAUUCAUGUUUGAGGGGGCGUUCAUCAGGUUGUUCAACCUCGACACGUCUGCUGCCGAGAAGAAAGUCACGUUCUGGGACCCGCCGUACAAGAUCACCGAGCCCGUGCCUCCAGGCGUGUUCAAGAUCGAUCGCAGGCGCCAGCCGCUCGUCCCAGGCAACUAUCGUAGCCAUGGAGUAGAGAGCAGGGAGAUACAUGCCUCGGCAGAUGUGACGGCCGGUCCCAGUGUAUCUGUGACUCUCGAAACUAGCUACACAUGCAAGGCGGCGCAGGGUGCAGUACUCGUUCUGAAGAGCGAGGCGCACGCCGAAAGGAUGUUCGAGAACCGUCUGUUGAAGAAGCACAUCCUCCGCAAUCACGACAAGUGGUGCGCGUACGUCAAAGACGAGCUCUUCCAGGACGUAAAUCCGGAGGACAUCGUCGUAGUCAGCGGCUGGGUCAAGACUGGGGCGGACUGGGCGGCGAUCGCUUUCGGGAACGCAAGCACUACCUCCAGUGCCUCGGCGGAAGGCCGUGUUGGCGGCGUCGCGGGAGUCGCAGCAGGCGGGUCGCACUCGAGGUCCGUGACGGGUCCCAGGAUGGAACGGCAAGGCCAGAACUAUUUGUCGGGAGCGUCCAGCUCCCAAACCGCCGGUGGAAAGCGAGACCAUUCCGUCUUCGUGAAGCGAUACAAGAUGCUGAAGCGACUGGGAUUUCUUCGGAAGGUCGUCGCAGGCGCUGGCUACGAUCGGCUGCCGGGUCAGGGCGAUGGGCGUGGCGCUUCCGGAGCAGAAGGAGUCAUGGUGGAGAAGGACGAGGACGAGGACGAACGGAACGCACGGUUGACGAGAUGCCAGAGCAAAGUUUCGGAUCCGCUAGACAUCCUUCUGGAAUACAUAUUGGAGGUA
This is a messenger RNA of Phanerochaete carnosa HHB-10118-sp, 984 nucleotides long. RefSeq lists its product as uncharacterized. The record is from RefSeq and is a predicted model, not a curated record. NCBI's taxonomy places the organism in Eukaryota, Fungi, Basidiomycota, Agaricomycetes, Polyporales, Phanerochaetaceae. The transcript has 3 exons. The annotation marks the transcript as partial.